This is a messenger RNA of Xenopus laevis (African clawed frog), 624 nucleotides long. RefSeq names its product serine/threonine-protein kinase N2-like. The transcript has 5 exons. The coding region runs from base 85 to 588 and encodes 167 amino acids. The record is from RefSeq and is a predicted model, not a curated record. Lineage: Eukaryota; Metazoa; Chordata; Amphibia; Anura; Pipidae.
UGCACUUUUUCAUUUCAGGUCUAUAAGGCAAACUACAGAAAAACAGGAAGGGCCGUUGCCAUUAAGACUAUUGAAAGCUUUUAUAUGGAUCAACCUACGGCGUUUGCUGGUGUUCUCCGAGAGCAACGCAUCCUGCUAUUGGCCAAGAAGGAAAAUUGCCACUUCCUUACUAGAUUAUUCGCCUCUUUCUCUACGGAACAUUAUAUCUGCCUGGCUAUGGAGUUUGUAGAAGGGGGAGACUUGGCAUCCCAUUUGGUCAGAAACGGAAUGUCACAGGAGAGAACUAGAUUUUAUUCUGCCUGUAUUGUACUUGGGCUGCAGUUUUUGCAUGAUCGGAACAUCACCCAUAGGGAUUUAAAACUAGAAAAUGUAUUACUGGAUAGAGAUGGAUACGCCAAAAUUACUGACUUUGGCAUUAGCAAAGAAGGAAUGAGUUUUACAGACAGAAGCCAAACUCAAUGUGGAACUUUGCCGUAUAUGGCCCCGGAAAUGUUUACACAGUAUCCCUACACAAGAUCAGUGGACUGGUGGGGAUUGGGAGUGUGCAUUUACUUAAUGCGCCUCAGUCAGGUAAGUGCACUUCAAUAGAUUCCAUGGUGCUUGCCCAUAGAUUUAGCCCAAGUC